Messenger RNA from Pangasianodon hypophthalmus (striped catfish), 3615 nucleotides. It is a transcript of the gene dpy19l1l, whose product is annotated as dpy-19-like 1, like (H. sapiens). The transcript has 22 exons. NCBI's taxonomy places the organism in Eukaryota, Metazoa, Chordata, Actinopteri, Siluriformes, Pangasiidae. The record is from RefSeq and is a predicted model, not a curated record. Gene Ontology annotation, cellular component: nuclear inner membrane. The coding region runs from base 148 to 2328 and encodes 726 amino acids. Gene Ontology annotation, molecular function: mannosyltransferase activity.
UUAUCCUCAGCAGAAGCUAACAGUGCUAACAGUCUCAGAGCGGCUCGGUGUCUCAGAGCUGCUGCUGAGGCGCUGCGUAAUUUCUGCUGCUUUUUAAUUUAUUGGUUUUUAUUUUUUGUAAAUGUUCGGUAGGUUUAGAAUGAAAAGAUGGUAGUUAAAGCAAGAAAAGCGGGCGCGAAGGAGCAGAAUGAGCGGAGUGAAGGGAAGAGCCGGAGAGGGAGAGAGGGGAAGAGCGCGCAGCUGCACGGUAGAAACGCCGCCAUCAUCCGCCACAAGCUCGGCCUGAGCGCGACUCCCACACCGCCGCCGCUCCUCCUCCUCCUCCUCAGAGCGCUCUUCAUCUGCGCCCUCGCUCUUACUGCAGGAUUUCUCCACUGGUAUCACCUCUCCGAGCUGUUUGAGAACGACCGUCACUUCUCCCACAUGUCCUCUCUGGAGAAGGAGAUGGCCUUCAGAACCGAAAUGGGUCUGUAUUACUCGUACUUUAAGAGCAUCAUCGAGGCUCCGUCCUUCCUGAACGGUCUCGGGCUGAUCAUGAGCGACCGUCUCACCGAGUAUCCGCUGGUCAUAAACACGCUGAAGAGGUUUAACCUGUACCCCGAGGUGGUGUUGGCCAGCUGGUACCGUGUUUACUCCACCACUAUGGAGUUCUUCAGGAUUCCCACUAAGAUGUGCUGGACCAUCAAUAGAGGAGAAGAUCUGGAUCCUGUGGAGAGCUGUGAAGGUAUGGGAGAUCCUGCGUACUUCUACGUGACUUUUGUUUUCCUCUUAAAUGGAGCCAUGAUGAGCCUCUUUUACAUCUACGGAACCUACCUGAGCGGCAGUAAGAUGGGAGGAGCGGUCACAGUGCUGUCCUUCUUUUUUAACCACGGAGAGAGCACGCGGGUGAUGUGGACUCCUCCACUCAGAGAGAGUUUCUCGUAUCCCUUCCUGGUUCUGCAGAUGCUCCUCCUCACACACAUCCUCAGGACGAAGGACCCGAGCAGGAACAGCAUGGUGGCGCUGGGCGUGUCCACUGUCAUGUUCAUGUUGCCGUGGCAAUUUGCCCAGUUUGUCUUACUCACACAGGUGGCGUCUCUGUUUGCGUCCUACAUCCUGGGUUACCUGAGUCCGGCUAAGAUGCAGGCCCUACUGCUCACACACAUGGUGUCUCUGGGUGUGUGUUUCAUCCUCAUGUUCGGUAACUCCAUGUUACUGACGUCCUUCUACGCCUCCUCCCUCAUCUCCAUCUGGGCUGUAGUUGCUCUGAGGAAUCAAUUUGCGCAGAUGUUUAGAGCCGGAUUCCUCACAUGGGUGAUGCAGUGUGUGGCGUGGGGCGGGACUACAGUCAUCCUCAAGUUCCUGCUAGCGCUGGUACUCGGGGCGUCGGAUGAUGCUCACAUCAGCAGUCUGAUCAAGUCCAAGUUCACCAGCUACAAGGACUUUGAUACGAUGAUGUACACCUGCGCAGCUGAGUUCGACUUCAUGGAGGUGGAGACGGUUCUGCGCUAUGUUAAAACCCUGCUGCUGCCCGUGAACCUGCUGGUGGUUGGUGUUAUUGCUGUAAAGAUUAUAAAGGACGUGAUCGCGUUCCUCAGACGCCGGGACGGCGCCGAGCACGAGGGCGAUCAGACGGAGAAGUUGGCUAAGGCAGUGUUGGUGUAUCACACUCUGCAGUUGGUAGCCUUUGCUGUUCUGGCUGUUCUCAUCAUGAGGCUGAAACUCUUCCUCACUCCACACAUGUGCCUGAUGACGUCACUGCUCUGCUCCAGACAGCUGUUCGGCUGGGUGGGUGAGAUAAUGAAGCAGCACACUGCCGUGUUUAUUAUCAUGUCCAUCAUGGCGGUUCAGGGCGUGGCCAACCUGCAGCAGCAGUGGAGCAUCAUGGGAGAAUUCAGCAACCUGCCACAGGAAGACCUGCUGGAGUGGAUCAAAGAGAACACACCACCGAAUGCAGUGUUUGCCGGUGCGAUGCCCACCAUGGCGAGUGUGAAGCUGUCAGCAGGCAGAGCCAUCGUUAAUCACCCGCACUACGAAGACGCAGGACUCAGGGAGAGGACAAAGCUGGUUUAUUCCAUGUACAGCCGGAAAUCAGCCGAGCAGGUGAAGAGGAACCUGAUGAGUUUGCAGGUGGAUUAUUUCAUCCUUGAGGAUUCAUGGUGCACGAGACGAACCAGGCCAGGCUGCAGCAUGCCGGAGAUCUGGGAUGUGGAGGAUCCGGUGAAUGCGGGUAAAACUCCGGUGUGCACGCUGCUGAGUCGAGACGCGCGUCCUCACUUCACCACCGUCUUCCACAACAACGUCUACAAAGUGCUCAAAGUCCCCAAAGCAGCGAAACACACCAGAUAACCACACGAUGGAGUGUGUGUGUGUGUGUGUGUGUGUGUGUAAAUGUAGCUGGGGUUUAUCUAGAAACCGUUCAUUGCCAAGACCCGUGUGUGUGUGUGUGUGUGUGUGUGUGUGAGAGAGACUUCUCAGCUGUGAGUAUUUAUUCAUAAGGAACGUUGUUGCUGCUGUUCAUCAGAUCCGUAUCUUCAGGAGGAAACGGUUUAAAGAUCGAAUUUUUUAUUCUUUGGUGUGAAAUCAGGAGCGACUCGUAAACACAGUGUUUAUUUUUACUCUCAUUGUCUUAAACCUGAAGUCCUUAAAGUGUACCGUUGCACAGCGUUUUAUCAGAUAAAGCUGUCUUUUUUUUUUUUUUUUUUAUUAACGGAAGUCUGCGCUUGCUGCUUCCUGUUUCAUAACCGUUCAGUGUUAUUUUUUUCUCUCACUUCCUGUCUGUGAUGCGGUUCGCUGAGUCUCUGCAUCUUCAGCAUCGUGUUGGACUUUUUUCAGACUUGGGAAACAUGAAACACGACGUUAUCUUCAGGUGAAUUUCCCAUAAUGCACUGUGACAUGAGAAACUGUGUCUGGGUCAUCUUCAUCUUACUGCAUGACUGCUCUCGUCCUGCAGUGCAUCAUGGGAAAUUUCACUUCUGGUAGAUCGAAUCAGGGGCUGAAUUCUAAAAAUCUAACUUUGAAGUCUUUAAAAUUUGUAAUUCAUAAAAUAUUUCAGUUUUUAGCUCUAAAAUCAGCUCCUAAAGCUCUUCUCCAGAGCGCUAAUGUACUUUAUGAAUUAUUCUUACACACAAAAAAAUGACUUUUAUUUGACCAUUUUUCUUAAUUCAGCUGUUAGGAGCUACUUUACGCUUCUCGAUUAAAGGCCAUGAUUAUUAUAAGAAUUUUUUAAAAAUUUCCUCUCAGCUGAUUUCAUAAGAUUUGUGAAAAAUGUGAUUUUUGUGAACGUCGCCCCCUGAUCUGAAUCUUACACAAUUUCCCAUGAUGCACUGUGAUUAAAAAUCUUCUCUACACACAAACCACACGUUUCAUCUCCUGGCCUCAGUUUGACUGUUUUUAUUCUUAAUUCUUUAUGUAACGAUGCUGCAGAUUGACUCUUUUUUUUUUUGCUGCAUUUCUUUAAUUUUUUUAUUCUGACUGUAAAAGAAUUGAACUUGAGAUCAGUGAGAUGUGGAAAUUAUGAAGCAAAAAAAUUCCGAGUGGAAAAUGUGGAAAAAAAACUGUAAAGUGUGUCACAUUUUUCCUGAUGGCCGAAUCCAACGGUAUUUUAUGAAUAAAGUUAUUUGUAAUUUUGCACAA